Messenger RNA from Mesocricetus auratus (golden hamster), 1431 nucleotides. It is a transcript of the gene Tnip3, whose product is annotated as TNFAIP3 interacting protein 3. Bases 203 to 1003 code for a protein of 266 amino acids. NCBI's taxonomy places the organism in Eukaryota, Metazoa, Chordata, Mammalia, Rodentia, Cricetidae. The transcript is spliced from 11 exons. The record is from RefSeq and is a predicted model, not a curated record. Gene Ontology annotation, biological process: cellular response to lipopolysaccharide; regulation of transcription by RNA polymerase II.
UGACUAACAGCGCUGAAAACAACACACGAGAAUAGCAUGGCUUCUGAUGGAAACUGCAUGUAACACUUACCAGGUGGCUUUCUCUCUGAGACUGAUAGACUCUUCUUCCCAGGAGACACAUCUGAGCCUUGGCUCCUUUCCAUUUAUAUAUCUUGUCUUUUAGAUUCCACGUCGACACCUCACAAAUGAGAAACAUAAUGAGAUGCUGGUAGCAACCACCCGCCAGUGCGAAGAUUAUGAAAGGUGUGAGAGCAUGGAGCUCGAUGACAAAAUCCGGGAUCUGAUAGCAGGUACUCCAGAGGCCACAUCCAGCCACAUAAAUGUCCGUUCCCCAAAGACUCUCAGAAAAACAGCUUGCUGGUCUUCCCAGGACACGGCUACAUUGAGUGCUGCAGGAAUUAACAUGGAACAUGAGGAGGGUGUUCCAUCCAGAAGAAAGGACUUGACAAAUUCUCUUGAACAAAAGAUAAAGCGCUUGGAAAAACAGAGGCAGGAGCUCCUGGAAGUCAAUCAACAAUGGGACCAACAAUUCCGAAAUAUGAAAGAGCUAUAUGAAAGGAAGGUCCUGGAGCUGAAAACGAAACUGGCGGCCACAGAAGAUAUCCACACCCUAGAGAAGGAACAGAAACAAAGCGUGACAGAGGGCGACAGGCAGCUAGAGAAGGAAAAGGAAAGCCUAUGGGAAGAAUUGCAAGCGCUGCAGAAGGAGAAUAAGCUGCUGAAGGAGAGCAAUGCUCUCGCAAAUAGGAAGAAAGAACAUUAUGCGUGUGAAAUCAAACGACUCAAUAAGGCUCUUCAGGAUGCCUUGACAAUUGGGAGCUCUUCCCUUUUGGAGGGCUCAAAGAAGUAUAAAGGCAGGUGCAGCCAUGCAGAGAUGAGAACAAAGGUGGAAAGCCACAAGCAGCAGCCAGAUUAUCAGUGGAAUGCUCUUAACCAGCUUCCUCCACAUGUGCAGUACAAGGCACAUGGAGAUAACACGUUAAUGCUGCAUAAACUUCCAUGAGUGCAGAUGGAUAUCCAACGGCAGGCAAGUCUCUCCUUACUUUUAUGCCUUGUCUUGAAGUAAAGAAGAAAAGAAGGAGUAAAUAGAUUCAUGGAUGUAUCUGUUGGUGAAAAGAGGAGGAAGAGUCACAUUGCAGUCCUCAAGUACUUUCUGUAUUUGAGUCGUGGCUAGAGUGUAUAUAUGGCCUCCUCCUUCAAGAACAUCCACACCCAGCAUUGAAAACUCUAGCACAGAGUUGACUGGAUGUAAAUUUGCCUUUAGUUUGUGAAAGACACUCUGUAUUUAGCACAACUUAUUAAUCACUCACAGUUUCUCACAGGGGUGAGGUGCUUGAAGUUUCCCUUCUUUCCUUUCUUUUUUCCCCCUGAAAAUCAAAACUCCUUUCCCCUGUUUUGAUGGAUACACAAUUAAAUUUAAGUUUCCAAUAA